Molecule: messenger RNA, 1444 nt
Organism: Cuscuta europaea
Lineage: Eukaryota; Viridiplantae; Streptophyta; Magnoliopsida; Solanales; Convolvulaceae
Source: the annotation of a GenBank genome assembly
UAUCUUUCUCCAAAUUCGGUUUCCAUCUGUAACUUCUCUUCUCCGUUUCCACGUUCCUAUUUUCUUCUUUCAGAGAGGGCAAUGGGCGAUCAGAUUGAGAAGGGAGACGAAUUCUUGAAGAAAGCUGAGAAGAAACUUAACGGCUGGGGCUUAUUCUCCCCCAACAAAUACGAGGAUGCAGCUGAUUUGUUCGACAAAGCCGCCACUGCCUUCAAACUGGCUAAGUCGUGGGAUAAAGCCGGGGAAACAUAUGUCAAAAUGGCCGAGAUUUAUGCGAAGCUAGAUAGUAUUCACGAAGCUGCUAAUGCAUAUGCUAGUGCUGGUAAAAACUAUAAGAAAACUAAUCCUGAGGAAGCUGUAAACUGUCUAAGCAAAGCAGUAGAUUUAUUUAAGGUGAAUGGACGGCUGGAUAUGGCUGCAAGAAUUUGUAAGGAAAUUGCUGAGAUAUAUGAGAAAGAUAAAAAAAUUGCUAAAGCCAUUGAAUGGUAUGCACUAGCAGCUGAUCUUUUCGAAGAUCAAAAGACAACUGCAAAUCAGUGCAAAGAGAAAAUUGCUCAAUUUUCUGCCGAGUUAGAAAAUUAUAAAGAAGCAAUUGAUGCAUAUGUGGAGAUAGCCCAAGAUUCUGUUAAUAACAACCUGUUGAAAUACGGAGUUAGAAAGCAUCUUCUUAAUGCUGGUAUUUGUGAACUAUGUAAGUGUGAUGUUGUUGCAAUCAAAAAUGCUUUAGAGCGAUACCAGGAAUUGGAUCCGACAUUCUCAGGAACACGGGAGUAUAAGCUAUUAGAGGAUCUGACUGCUGCAUUGGAUGAGGAAGAUGUUGUAAAGUUCACAGAUGCUGUCAAGGAAUAUGAUAGCAUGACUCCGCUGGACCCUUGGAGGACCACUCUUCUGCUUAGGGUGAAGGAGUCGAUCAAAGCUAAAGAAUUAGAGGAGGAUGACCUUACUUGAACUCCCAAUGUAGGCUAUGCCUACAUCAAUGAUUUGUUCUACUGGUGUGUUAUGGUCCUAGUUCUGGUUUGAAUCUUUCUUUAACAUUACAAUCUUGGGAGUGGAAUAUUCGUGAUGUAUAUUGAUGAGUGAGAUUGAAUUGUGGGUCGAAUUUUUUUAGUGUCGAAUUGGUUUAUAACUUUAUAUAAUUAUAUUAUACAUUUAUACAUGUGUCAUGUUCAUUUUUAAUUCAGACUGAUGCUUACUCAGUUCCAAACUGCACAUCCCAUCACGUUUAAUGUUUGUUUGGUUUAGAGUGAUUGCGAGACAAGAAAGAAAGACGCGAGAAAGAGAAUAAAAUGAUAAAGAAAUCUGAAAAACGUGUUAUUGGUGUUCCUUGAAAUCAUUGAUCCACUGGAGGAAGAAACAUAGCGUAAUACCGUAAUAGUGGAUGGGAUAAAAAGUGGGUUUGUUUGGCUCAUAAAAAGUUUACUACACAUUUGUGGCAAAAUAAAAG